CGGGAGCCCGGGGCUGGCCGGGCGGGAGGGCUGGCGGCCAGGCGGGCGGCGGCGGCGGCCUCUGGGUAGUAGAGGGGGCUCCGGGGCUGAGUCCGCGUCGACGCCGGCCGCGGAGGCGGCACCAUGGGCAAGGGGUAGAGGGGCAAGUUGGCCACCGCCGCCGCCGGGGGUGGUGGGAGAGCCGCUCCGGGGGAGGGGGCGGGUGGGGGAGGGAGGGGCGGGCAGCCGCGCGGCCGCGGCACUUUUUUAAUUUUUGCGGGUGCCGCAGCGGCGACCCCUCGGCGCCGAUGUCCCUGAUCCCUGGAGCGACGACGGCCGCAGCCUAAGCUGGAAACCCGGAGCCUCGCCGCUGCCCUCCUGCGCCGCCGCUUCCUCCUCUCCCUGCCAGGAGUUGAAGCGGAGCUGCGGCACCUCCCUGGCGGAUCUGGUAUCCCCCCCACCGGCUGCUGAGGCUGCCGGCCCUCUCCCCUGGACCGCCACCCGGAGAGCGAGCGGCGGGGCCGGGAUUUGGCUGCGUGUUGGCUGAGUGCGACACACCGCGAGCGCGGGCAGUGGAGGCGCCGCGGCGGCCGUGGCCGCUCGGGGCGCAGCGGUAGUCAGGUGUGUGUGUACAGCGGGGGACGCGCGCUGCCGGCUCCUGGGCUGGCGACAGAUUGUGCAGGAAUGCGAGGAAUGCACCAGGGGCAGAGUCCACACAGCCCGCCGCGGCUGCACUAGCGCCUUCCCUCCCCAGCUCUCGCCGCGCAGCCAGAGGUCACCGGAGCAUCUUCGGAGCUGGAGGAAUGCCAGCUCCUGAGCAGGCCUCAUUGGUGGAGGAGGGGCAACCACAGACCCGCCAGGAAGCUGCCUCCACUGGCCCAGGCAUGGAACCCGAGACCACAGCCACCACUAUUCUAGCAUCCGUGAAGGAGCAGGUAGUUCAGGAAGCUUCCCAGGCUCCUAAGAAGGAGCUUCAGUUUCAACGACUCACCCGAGAACUGGAAGUGGAAAGGCAGAUUGUUGCCAGUCAGCUAGAAAGAUGUAGGCUUGGAGCAGAAUCACCAAGCAUCGCCAGCACCAGCUCAACUGAGAAGUCAUUUCCUUGGAGAGCAGCAGAUGUGCCAAAUACUGGUGUAAGCAAACCUAAAGUUUCUGACGCUGUCCAUCCCAACAACUAUCUCAUCAGGACAGAGCCAGAACAAGGAACCCUCUAUUCACCAGAACAGACAUCUCUUCAUGAAAGUGAGGGAUCAUUGGGUAACUCAAGAAGUUCAACACAAAUGAAUUCUUAUUCUGACAGUGGAUACCAGGAAGCAGGGAGUUUCCACAACAGCCAGAACGUGAGCAAGGCAGACAACAGACAGCAGCAUUCAUUCAUAGGAUCAACUAACAACCAUGUGGUGAGGAAUUCAAGAGCUGAAGGACAAACACUGGUUCAGCCAUCAGUAGCCAAUCGGGCCAUGAGAAGAGUUAGUUCAGUUCCAUCUAGAGCACAGUCUCCUUCUUAUGUUAUCAGCACAGGCGUGUCUCCUUCAAGGGGGUCACUGAGAACUUCUCUGGGUAGUGGAUUUGGCUCUCCGUCAGUGACCGACCCCCGACCUCUGAACCCCAGUGCAUAUUCCUCCACCACAUUACCUGCUGUGCGGGCAGCCUCUCCGUACUCACAGAGACCCGCCUCCCCAACAGCUAUACGGCGGAUUGGGUCAGUCACCUCCCGGCAGACCUCCAAUCCCAACGGACCAACCCCUCAAUACCAAACCACCGCCAGAGUGGGGUCCCCACUGACCCUGACGGAUGCACAGACUCGAGUAGCUUCCCCAUCCCAAGGCCAGGUGGGGUCGUCGUCCCCCAAACGCUCAGGGAUGACCGCCGUACCACAGCAUCUGGGACCUUCACUGCAAAGGACUGUUCAUGACAUGGAGCAAUUCGGACAGCAGCAGUAUGACAUUUAUGAGAGGAUGGUUCCACCCAGGCCAGACAGCCUGACAGGCUUACGGAGUUCCUAUGCUAGUCAGCACAGUCAGCUUGGGCAAGACCUUCGUUCUGCCGUGUCUCCCGAUUUGCACAUUACUCCUAUAUAUGAGGGGAGGACCUAUUACAGCCCAGUGUAUCGCAGCCCAAACCAUGGAACUGUGGAGCUCCAGGGAUCGCAGACGGCGUUGUAUCGCACAGGUUCAGUAGGUAUUGGAAAUCUACAAAGGACAUCCAGCCAACGAAGUACCCUUACAUACCAAAGAAAUAAUUAUGCUCUGAACACAACAGCUACCUACGCAGAGCCCUACAGGCCUAUACAAUACCGAGUGCAAGAGUGCAAUUAUAACAGGCUUCAGCACAUAGUGUCGGCUGAUGAUGGCACCACAAGAUCCCCAUCAAUAGACAGCAUUCAGAAGGACCCCAGGGAGUUUGCCUGGCGUGAUCCUGAGUUGCCUGAGGUCAUUCACAUGCUUCAGCACCAGUUCCCAUCUGUUCAAGCAAAUGCAGCGGCCUACCUGCAGCACCUGUGCUUUGGCGACAACAAAGUGAAGAUGGAGGUUUGUAGGUUAGGGGGAAUCAAGCAUCUGGUUGACCUUUUGGACCACAGAGUUUUAGAAGUUCAGAAGAAUGCUUGUGGUGCCCUUCGAAACCUCGUUUUUGGCAAGUCUACAGAUGAAAAUAAAAUAGCAAUGAAGAAUGUUGGUGGGAUACCUGCCUUGUUGCGUCUGUUGAGAAAAUCUAUUGAUGCAGAAGUAAGGGAGCUUGUUACAGGAGUUCUUUGGAAUUUAUCCUCAUGUGAUGCUGUAAAAAUGACAAUCAUUCGAGAUGCUCUUUCAACCUUAACAAACACUGUGAUCGUUCCACAUUCUGGAUGGAAUAACUCUUCUUUUGAUGAUGAUCAUAAAAUUAAAUUUCAGACUUCACUAGUUCUGCGUAACACGACAGGUUGCCUGAGGAACCUCAGCUCCGCGGGGGAAGAAGCUCGGAAGCAAAUGCGGUCCUGCGAGGGGCUGGUAGACUCGCUGUUGUAUGUGAUCCACACGUGUGUGAACACAUCUGAUUACGACAGCAAGACAGUGGAGAACUGCGUGUGCACCCUGAGGAACCUGUCCUAUCGGCUAGAGCUGGAGGUGCCCCAGGCCCGGUUACUGGGACUGAACGAAUUGGAUGACUUACUAGGAAAAGAGUCUCCCAGCAAAGACUCUGAGCCAAGCUGCUGGGGGAAGAAGAAGAAAAAGAAAAAGAGGACUCCGCAAGAAGACCAAUGGGAUGGAGUUGGUCCUAUCCCAGGAUUGUCAAAGUCCCCCAAAGGGGUUGAGAUGCUGUGGCACCCAUCGGUGGUAAAACCAUAUCUGACUCUUCUAGCAGAAAGUUCCAACCCAGCCACCUUGGAAGGCUCUGCCGGGUCUCUCCAGAACCUCUCUGCUGGCAACUGGAAGUUUGCAGCAUACAUCCGGGCGGCCGUCCGAAAAGAAAAGGGGCUCCCCAUCCUUGUGGAGCUUCUGAGAAUGGAUAAUGAUAGAGUUGUUUCUUCCGUGGCAACCGCCUUGAGGAAUAUGGCACUCGAUGUUCGCAACAAGGAGCUCAUAGGCAAAUACGCCAUGCGAGACCUGGUCAACCGGCUCCCCGGCGGCAACGGCCCCAGUGUCUUGUCUGAUGAGACCAUGGCAGCCAUCUGCUGUGCUCUGCACGAGGUCACCAGCAAAAACAUGGAGAACGCGAAAGCCCUGGCCGACUCAGGAGGCAUAGAGAAGCUGGUGAACAUAACCAAAGGCAGGGGCGACAGAUCAUCUCUGAAAGUGGUGAAGGCAGCAGCCCAGGUCUUGAAUACAUUAUGGCAAUAUCGGGACCUCCGGAGCAUUUAUAAAAAGGAUGGGUGGAAUCAGAACCAUUUUAUUACACCUGUGUCGACAUUGGAGCGAGACCGAUUCAAAUCACAUCCUUCCUUGUCUACCACCAACCAACAGAUGUCACCCAUCAUUCAGUCAGUCGGCAGCACCUCUUCCUCACCAGCACUGUUAGGAAUCAGAGACCCUCGCUCUGAAUACGAUAGGACCCAGCCACCUAUGCAGUAUUACAAUAGCCAAGGGGAUGCCACACAUAAAGGCCUGUACCCUGGCUCCAGCAAACCUUCACCAAUUUACAUCAGUUCCUAUUCCUCACCAGCAAGAGAACAAAAUAGACGGCUACAGCAUCAACAGCUGUAUUAUAGUCAAGAUGACUCCAACAGAAAGAACUUUGAUGCAUACAGAUUGUAUUUGCAGUCUCCUCAUAGCUAUGAAGACCCUUAUUUUGAUGACCGAGUUCACUUUCCAGCUUCUACUGAUUACUCAACACAGUACGGACUGAAAUCGACCACAAAUUAUGUAGACUUUUAUUCCACUAAACGACCUUCUUAUAGAGCAGAACAGUACCCAGGGUCCCCAGACUCAUGGGUGUAGCAUCAAGAUGCCCGACAGAGGAACUCUUUCUUUCUAACCUUGUUUGGAUUGAGGUGAAAAGUCCAUCUUGCUGAUUUGAUGAUUGAAAUGUGAAAGUGAAGUGGAAGGAAUGAGUGAAGUGCGUUUUUUUUUUUUUCUUUUUUGAGGAAUUAUCAGGGAAGUGAGGAAAUUUUGGGAGAGGACUUUCUAAGCUCUAUUUAGUUGUUAGAUCUAAUUACUUAUAGAUUCUGUAGUCUGGUGAAGGUGUGGGUGACGUGAUGAGAGGUUUGAGAAAUGGGUGAAAUGAAAUGGGGGAUGUGUAGGUCAAAUCAAAUUAAAGAUUUUUUUAAUGUGAAUAAAGUUAUGUUCUGAUAGUUUGUACAGAAAAAAUAAAAUGGAUGCCCAUGUUUUAUUGCUAUUACUAAAUGUCAAGAUUGUAUGCUAUUAUGUCUUGUAAAUUUCUUUGUUGGUGUAAAUAUGGAAAUGCCACAUUGGUUAAGUGCCAUCAUUUGUAAUGCAGUGUGUCACUUGAGAAGAGAUUUGAAGAAACUGACAACUUCAAAAACAAAUGGGAAGCCCAAGGAACUGUGAGCAAUUAAAAACAAACUGCGAUGCCCUUUGUCCCCACCACGCGUAGUGUACUUUGGAAGCACAACGUCCAGGCUGGUACCGCAGCGCCAUGCCCAUUCCUCGCCUCGUUCAUAGGACACUUCACUGCCAUUUUCUAUGCACAUAAAAGAAAAAUAAAUGUGGAAAUUUCAUCCUUGGAAA
Macaca mulatta (Rhesus monkey) is the source of this 5144-nucleotide messenger RNA. NCBI's taxonomy places the organism in Eukaryota, Metazoa, Chordata, Mammalia, Primates, Cercopithecidae. The record is from RefSeq and is a predicted model, not a curated record.